Molecule: messenger RNA, 276 nt
Organism: Rhodotorula toruloides NP11
Lineage: Eukaryota; Fungi; Basidiomycota; Microbotryomycetes; Sporidiobolales; Sporidiobolaceae
Exons: 3
Coding region: 1-276 (91 amino acids)
Source: RefSeq, a predicted model, not a curated record
AUGUCGCACGAGCUCUACGUCGAAGGCAACAAGGUGACCGAGACGGACCCGUCGGGCUACAUCCAGUCGGAGAAGGACUACACCCGCGUCCAGGCUGGCUACAAAGCCGUCGCUCACAACCCUGCCAUGGCCUCUUCCACUCGCGAGGAAGCCGAACGCACCCUCUCGGAACUCGAGCAAGCCCAUGCCGACUCUGAGCAGACGGGCGAGGAACAGGGUCCUGUCAAGACUGCUACGAAGAACAAGGGCGGGUCGUCGGCGGCGGCGGAUGAGUAG